AUGGUAACAGCCAAACUCAAGGUAUUAAAUAUUAAUAAUAGCCCAAUCGAUUGUCGAGCGUUGCUGGACACCUGUUCCACAACCAACUUUAUGACUGAGAGUUUGGCCACCUCCCUUGGAAUACCGAAAAGUGAUUUUUCCACAUCAGUUCGGGCUCUGAACACGGUCACUACUACAACUAAACACCUUGUCGUCGCUACAAUACGUUCGCGAAUCAGUAACGAGGAACGAACCAUCACAUUCUUGACGGUUCCCAGCAUAUCAACAACAGUACCGGGCCAACCACUCGACAGGGAUAAAAUAAAAAUUCCCUCAAGUUUGAAACUUGCUGAUCCAGAAUUUCACCAACCAGCACCCAUUGAUAUGUUGAUUGGAACAGGAACUACACUUUCAUUUCUCGGAUCUCAAAAAAUGCGAAUUUCUUCCGACGGUCAGCCUGAUUUGUUUCUCAUGCAGACCACUCUUGGCUGGGUCAUUGGAGGGGGAGCUCCUACAUCUAGAUCCUCUCGCCAACGUUCAUGUCAUCUCACCAGCUCUAACUCCUUGGAAUUCGAUUUAACUAAAUUCUGGGAAAUUGAGGAGACUACAGAGGACCAUCGUUCCAAUAAUACUGGAACUACAUGCGAACAACAUUUCAAGGAUCACGUGAGUAGAGACGCGACAGGACGAUACAUCGUUGCUCUUCCCUUCAAUGAUAAUAUCUCUCACCUUGGGAUAUCGAGAUCUCGAGCCUACAAUAGAUUCAAAUCCUGUGAGAGGAAACUCCAUCAAGAUCCGCAACUCGCGAAGCAAUAUACCGCUGUCAUUCGAGAAUAUAUAGAUCUCGGACACAUGACCGAAAUUAAUUCAUCACGACUGGUUGAUCACGGAUAUUACUUACCUCAUCACGCGGUGUUCAAAGAGGGCAGUCUCACAACCAAACUACGGGUUGUCUUCGAUGGAUCCGCCAAAACCAACACUGGGUUCUCCUUGAACGAUGCUCUUCAUGUGGGUCCAACUAUUCAAGAUGACAUCUUCACCUUGUUAUCACGAUUCCGCUUUCAUCGGUACGUUCUGACGGGUGACAUCGAGAAAAUGUAUCGACAAAUUCUCGUUCGCCCAGAAGAUCGUAAAUACCAACGCAUUUUGUGGCGCGACGAUGAUGGACCAGUGAGGACAUAUGAGCUCAACACUGUAACGUUUGGAUUAGCAUCAGCACCAUAUCUAGCAAUUAGAUGUCUCCAUCAACUAGCUGAUGACGAACAACAUCAAUACCCCAUCGGAGCCAUGAUCCUGAAGAGAGACCUAUACGUGGAUGACCUACUCACAGGAGCAAAGAACCGUGAAGAAGCUCUCAUUAUUAGAAGUGAAUUGGAAAAAUUAAUGAAACUUGGCUGCUUCAAUCUUCGACAGUGGGCAUCCAACGACCCCACACUACUUCAGGGUCUACCCUCCGAGGACAUCAACAAACACCUGCAGAUUAGAGACUCGACGACAUUAAAAACGCUAGGAAUCUAUUGGGAUUCCGCUACUGAUCAGAUCAAAUAUUCCGUCAAAAUCGCUCCAGAUAUUCAACAAAUAACAAAAAGAGUGGUCUUAUCGGAAACUGCAAAAUUAUUUGAUCCAUUGGGUCUGCUAUCUCCAGUGAUCAUCGUCGCCAAAGCUUUCAUCCAAAGGUUAUGGGCAUUAAAAAUUCAUUGGGACACCAUUCUGCCAGCAGAACCUCAAAGGGAAUGGCUUCAACUCUACCAACAGUUACCAUUGUUGGAGCAAACGACCUUUCCACGGGGAGCAUUGAUACCAGAAGCUACCAACAUCCAGCUCCACGGAUUUUGCGACGCAAGCAAAAUGGCGUAUGGAGCCUGUCUAUAUCUCCGGUCAUCUGAUUCUCGUGGUAACGUGGAAAUAAAUCUACUUUGUUCCAAAUCUCGUGUUGCUCCUCUUAAAGAGCAAACUAUUCCACGCCUCGAACUAUGUGGAGCCCAUCUUUUAACUACACUCGUGGCAAACGUCAAGAAGGCCAUUCACUAUGAUAUCGACGAAAUUUUCUACUGGACAGACUCUACAGUGGUUCUACAUUGGUUGAACACACCACCCCACAAGCUCCAAGUUUUCGUCAGCAACAGAGUAGCAGAGAUUCAGCAGAAAACCGCAAUUCAGAAUUGGAGACACGUAAGAACCCAUGAUAAUCCAGCUGACUUGGUGUCUCGUGGUCAAACACCAUCAGAAUUCAUCAAACCUUCGCUCUGGGUUCACGGUCCAACAUGGCUGCAGGGGAGCGAGAGAGACUGGCCCGAUCUUCAACUGGACUUUUCAACGCCAAUACCUGAUCUGCGGAAGUCUCAAGCAGCCAACCAGGGAACCUGCCUAGCUACAACAGCUGAUCUUCAACCCGUCGAUGUCUGGUCAUCUUCACUCUCCAAAUUACAACGGGUUGUUGCUUAUUGUCUGCGAGUCAAGAAUUGUUUAAAACUUACUUCGAAAUUUAAAACGUAUCGUCGAGGUCCACUAACAGUUGAUGAACUGGAAGCCGCUCUCCGUGCUAUAGUGCACUGGGUACAAUUGGAAAACUUCGCAGCGGCAAUCAGAGAACUCCAACAUCCUCAAACCACUAAACACAAAUCCUCGGCACUAGCAAAACUGGCAAGGUUAUCUCCCUUCAUCGACAAGGACGGAUUGCUACGAGUGGGAGGACGCUUGAUGAAUGCUAGCAUUCCCUAUUCUCAGCGUCACCCCUUCAUCCUACCCAAGAGACAUCCAGUAUCCGACCAUAUCAUCCAGCACGAACAUCGACUCCAAUUACAUGCUGGUGCUCAAGCCACGUUGUACGCUGUUCGUCAUCGUUUCUGGCUAUUAGAUGGACGCCAGUCAGUUCGUCGCAUUAUUCGUUCUUGUGUCAAAUGUAUUCGACACAAGCCACCACCUGUAGAUUACAUCAUGGGUAAUCUACCUGAAGCUCGAGUGACAGAGUCUCGGCCAUUCACCAACGUCGGCAUCGACUACUGUGGUCCUUUCUUUAUAAAAGAAAAGAAGAUACGCAACAGGGGUCGCAUCAAAGUUUACGUCGCUGUCUUCGUAUGCCUCGCAGUCAAGGCAGUCCACCUGGAAGUCGUAAGCGAUCUUACCACUGAAGGAUUUCUUGCUGCCUUACGACGCUUCAUCGCUCGAAGGGGAGCCUGCAGCAACAUCUAUUCCGACAAUGGGACAAAUUUUGUGGGUGCGAAUAAUGAGCUGAAGGAGAUCCACCAAUUUCUGGAGAACGAGGAUCAUCAAAGAAAAAUUAUUCAUUUCACCGCUUCGAAGGCGAUCCGCUGGCACUUCAUCCCAGCACAAUCACCGAACUUCGGUGGACUCUGGGAAGCUGCAGUGAAAUCCUUCAAACAUCACUUGCGAAGGAUUGUCACCAACGAACUUAUCACGUUUCAAGAGUUCAAUACAUUAGUGAUCGAGAUUGAGGCUGUCCUGAACUCACGACCUCUCACUCCUCUUUCAACGGAUCCAAACGAUCCCAUCGCAUUAACUCCUGGCCAUUUCCUGAUUGGGGACUCUCUGACAACCUUGCGAGGUCCAGACUUCAGGGAAACUCCAAGCACUCGUCUGUCAACUUGGCAACAUAUUCAGAAGUUGAAGCAAGACUUCGGGGCUCGCUGGCAUCGAGAAUAUAUCAGCGGGCUCAAUCUCAAAUCCAAGUGGACAAAUGGGGAACACCCAAUCAAGGAAGGUACUCUGGUGAUUAUCAAGGACGACAACUUGCCUCCAAUGCAAUGGGCAUUAGGUAAGGUCGUCACCACCCAUGCUGGCACAGACGGCAUCAUCCGGGCAGUGACAGUGAAAACUGCCAAGGGGAUAUACCAGCGCAACAUGUUGAUCAUGGCUUCUCAACAGGGGAGAAUGUUCCGUCGCGGAAUCCCCUGCUCCAACUUAGUUACCUCUAAGAGUUCCUAUCGUGCGAACCUUCUCUACAUCGACGGUAUAGUCUAG
Molecule: messenger RNA, 3960 nt
Organism: Diachasmimorpha longicaudata
Lineage: Eukaryota; Metazoa; Arthropoda; Insecta; Hymenoptera; Braconidae
Exons: 4
Coding region: 1-3960 (1319 amino acids)
Biological process (GO): DNA integration
Molecular function (GO): nucleic acid binding
Source: RefSeq, a predicted model, not a curated record